UUUUUUUUUACAGUCUAUAGCUUCACCUUAUGCCUCGUUCAAAACAACUGAGAACUCGGAAAUCUCUGACUUCCGAGCGUUAAAGAACUCGGGAAAAAUGAGCUCCGAGUGGGAAAAUCGUUUUGAACGGUCAUCCAACUCGGAAUCUCGGGCAUCUUUCUAGAGCUCCGACUUUCCGACCCGAAUAUCACUGACGUGAUGAUUUGACCUCGUUUUCUCCGUGUUCUCAGUUGUCGUGAAAGCACCAUUAUAACAGCGUGCUACACAAAAAGUCGCAGCAAAUCCAUAUAAACUUUGAGCACAUAUGCUAACGCAGGUUUGAUUUUCGUGAAUAUACAGUACAUUCACACAUUCACUUGGGACAUGGCAGCGUGAAAGUAUGGCGGAUGCUGAAGAGCCGGAGAAGAAAAGAAGGAAAAUAGAGGAGCUGACUGAGAAGAACAUUAACACGCAUCGCUUGCGAAUGGCUGUAGAUGGAGGAGACAGUGGAGACUGGGAUGGCCGAUGGAACCAUGUGAAGAAGUUCCUUGAGAGACCCGGCCCAUUCACUCAUCCUGACUUUGAGCCAAGCACUGAGUCCCUUGGGUUCUUAUUGGAGACAUGCAAGAUCCUGGUCAUUGGAGCUGGAGGACUUGGGUGUGAGCUGCUCAAAAAUCUGGCCCUGUCAGGUUUUCGUCACAUUCAUGUUGUUGACAUGGAUACCAUUGAUAUCUCCAACCUCAACAGGCAGUUCCUUUUCAGGACAAAAGAUGUUGGACGGCCGAAAGCAGAUGUGGCUGCUGACUUUGUCAAUAGUCGCGUCCCUGGAUGUCGAGUCGUCCCACACUUUAACAAAAUCCAAGACUUUGAUGAAUCUUUCUACAGACAAUUCCAUAUUAUUGUUUGUGGAUUAGAUUCCAUCAUCGCCAGGCGUUGGAUGAAUGGCAUGCUGAUAUCUCUCCUGAGCUACGAGGAUGGUGUUCUGGAUCCCAGGUCCAUCAUCCCCCUCAUUGAUGGUGGGACGGAGGGUUUCAAAGGCAACGCUCGGGUCAUUCUGCCUGGCAUGACUGCAUGCAUCGACUGCACCCUGGAGCUCUACCCACCACAGAUUCAUUUCCCCAUGUGCACCAUUGCGUCUAUGCCGCGGUUGCCAGAGCACUGCGUUGAGUAUGUCAGAAUGCUACAGUGGCCCAAAGACAAGCCUUUUGGAGAUGGUGUUGGUUUGGAUGGGGAUAACCCUGAGCACAUCCAGUGGGUGUUCCAGAGGGCCCAGGACAGAGCUGCUGACUACAGCAUCACAGGAGUCACAUACAGACUCACACAAGGUGUCGUGAAGAGGAUCAUCCCUGCUGUGGCGUCAACUAAUGCUGUAAUAGCUGCUGCCUGCUCCACAGAAGUUUUUAAAAUAGCUUCAAGCGCUUAUAUUCCACUGAAUAAUUAUCUGGUAUUUAAUUCUGUGGACGGACUGUACACCUACACCUUUGAGGCAGAGCGAAAGGAGAACUGCUCAGCUUGUAGCCAGGUGCCCCAGGAUCUACAGUUCCCACCCUCUGCCAAGCUACAGGAGGUCCUGGAGUACCUGACGGAGAAUGCCUCCCUACAAAUGAAGUCCCCAGCCAUCACAGCAACCCUGGAUGGGAAAAAUAAGACACUGUAUUUACAGACUGUAGGUUCAAUUGAAGAAAGAACUAGACCAAACCUUUGCAAAACCUUGAAAGAACUGGGAUUGUCUGAUGGACAGGAACUAGCAGUGGCGGAUGUCACCACACCUCAGACUGUCCUCUUCAAGCUGAAACUCACCUCUUAAAGGGGUAGUGCAGUCAUAAAUAUGAUUUUCCUAUGUUUUAUCUAUAUUUCCACAAUGAGGUUGGAAUAAUUAUGUGAAAAUGAUAAUGCCAUUUUAGUGUAAGAGCUGUUUGAAAAGAACGCCUGAAAUUUCAGCUCAUUUUGCAUGGGUGGAGUUUUGGCCUACCUGGCGCAAUCACCCGGCGGUAUUAGUUACAGUUUUUUACAAUCACUUUGGCACUAAUUUCAGAACCUUGACGUCAUUUUUCAAAACUCUAGACACAA
Messenger RNA from Coregonus clupeaformis (lake whitefish), 2049 nucleotides. RefSeq names its product NEDD8-activating enzyme E1 catalytic subunit. Gene Ontology annotation, biological process: protein neddylation. The transcript has 17 exons. Gene Ontology annotation, cellular component: nucleus; cytoplasm. NCBI's taxonomy places the organism in Eukaryota, Metazoa, Chordata, Actinopteri, Salmoniformes, Salmonidae. Gene Ontology annotation, molecular function: NEDD8 activating enzyme activity. The record is from RefSeq and is a predicted model, not a curated record. Bases 380 to 1786 code for a protein of 468 amino acids.